Gymnogyps californianus (California condor) is the source of this 3487-nucleotide messenger RNA. RefSeq names its product small integral membrane protein 30 (gene SMIM30). Lineage: Eukaryota; Metazoa; Chordata; Aves; Accipitriformes; Cathartidae. The record is from RefSeq and is a predicted model, not a curated record. The coding region runs from base 127 to 312 and encodes 61 amino acids. The transcript is spliced from 2 exons.
CGCCGGGCGGCGCGGCGCGGAGCGGGGACGUCCCCCAGCCCGGAGCCGGCGGCAGGAGAUACCGCUGAAGUACCUGCUUUCUACCGCUUUCCUCAUUUAACUUCCCCUUGGGGUCAACUGAUCAGCAUGCCUUCUACCAAGAACACCUCGAAACUUUUCCUGGUCCUCAUUUCAUUGCUGCUGGUGCUGCCAGUAGUUGAAGCGCUGGACGCAGGAGAUACCAUCGCCUUCCUACUAGGCCUCGCUGUCAGUGUCGUCGGAUUCUGUGCCUGCCUUGGCUUGUACGCAAGGAAAAGGAAUGGGCAGCAAUGAUUUCAAGAAGAUGCUCAGAUGAAGUGAAUUUCCAAACACGGCUUGGGGUUGAGAUCUGGGGCGUAAGACUGAGUUUUGGUUCUGGAUAACUUUCAAAAACCAUGUAGUAGAUAUUUCUGCAAACCCCUCUUACUGUGCAGUACAACAGAAUCAAGACUGUAUCCAGUAAAAGGGAUUUGUAGGAUCUGUCCUCGUGACAGUAAGAUGAUUUUAUAUUGCUUGUGAUUAAAUACUGCCUUAGAGAAGGAUAAGAACUUUUCGAAUGGGGAAGGAAAACCAUAGAGUGGUUCACAGUAAAUGUUUAUAAAUGGAACACAUGAGGGAGACCAUCAACAAGUUCCACAAUUUUGGUUUCAAGGGUUAAUCAGGAGGAAGCAGCUAUUAAUCUUCCAGUCAGGAUGACAGAGCUUUGGAAGUACCCCUAACUAGAUAGCUAGCGAGCAGACUGCUUUGACUUGUGUGCAUGUGCUCACAUUCUUUGUAAUGACAGUUAACACCUAACAGCUCACUUCUGCUGUCACAGGGAUGAGACUUCAGAGAACUAAGAAAACAUGGAGAACUUCCUUUCUUAUGUAUUUUUAUUUUAGAAUGUGCCUCUCCUGUAGCCUGUGUUCUUGUUACUAAGUAGAUGCACUUAAGAAUGGGACCACUAUUUUUCUUUAAUGUGUAUUUCACAGAAAAUUACAUGUAAGGCUAUGUAAAUCAGAUUAAGGAUAUGGUUUUUUUGUCUCUUGUUUAUUUUUUGUACUCAGCUUUCCUUUAGGCACACCAGCUUUAAGGCUUAUUUCAUUUGGUGUUUGUAUUUUUUUUCCCCAAAACUGAAGAGUUACCUAUUUUAAUGAGGAAUUGUGUAGUAUUUCUGCAUUAGGGGGUUAUUAGAAUUAUAACAAGACAGGUGUGCACACGUUUCUUUUGCAAUAUGGAAAGAACAUGUUUUGUUAAAAUCCUGAUUUUAGUCAACAGGUCCAUUGUUCUCGAGUGUCUUCCUCACAGCAAACUUAUGUUCCUGGCUAAACAUUUAGGCUUCUUACCUAACUGAUGCAUAUGAGUUCCACAGAAGAUUAGGACCAAAACCAAAGUAAAAAAUCCUGAUGCAAAAUGGGAGAUGUAAAUAGUCUUACUCUAUUCAUGCUCAGUCAGAUUGUAUGGUAUAUGGCUGAAAGACUCUACUCAGUAGGAUAUCAAGGACCUGUUUCUUUCUUUAAGUACCAAAGGUGAAAUGGCAUAGCCAAGAAUGUCUACCACAAGUCCCUCUGGCUUGUUACGGUGUUCUAGCUGUCCGCUUGAGACAAGGAGCACAAUCUGUAACAGCAGCAGAGUAAGGAGCAUAGGAAGGUGAGCUCUCCACAGUUCACAGAAUUUCUUUCUUAUCUUGUGCUGUGGACACUGUCACUCUUGCUAGAAAUCUUGGCUUUUAUCUUUCAGAGCUGGGAAAAAAGGUUAAAUGUGAUGCAGAGCUAUAUAUUUUGAUACUAUCCUCCCCUUCCUCUGUAAGUGUCUCUGUUCAGUAGAGCACAAAGCAAUGGCUAGAAGAGUUGUCCAGCAGGUCUUAUAUAAAGUCAUUGGGUGGCCAGACCAUGUUCUCCAAAUUCUAAGAUUUCUGUGUGCCAUUUGUGGCUGGUUUGACUUCUCUCUCCAACCUCUGAGGAGACAGAAGCCCUGGUUAUUUCAGUCUUGCAAUUUAUGUCCCUCUCUCGUGAUUGAUAGAGGGAGGUAAAAUGAAAGGUAGAAGGUAAAAUGAAAGUUUCCAAAAUUGCGUGGGGUUGAAACUGUAGGACUCAACCCAGCAAGCCACAAGAAUGUAGAUUCUGUUCUCAAGUUACAGGAAUAAUAAUGGUCACAAAGUGUCCUGGUUUUGGCUGGGAUAGAGUUAAUUUUCUUCUUAGUAGCAGGUACAGUGUGUUUUGGAUUUAGUGUGAGAAUGAUGUUGAUAACACUCUGAUGUUUUAGUUGUUGCUAAGUAGCGCUUAUCUUAAGCCAAGGACUUUCCAGUUUCCCAUGCUCUGCCAGCAAGCAGGUGUGCAAGAAGCUGGGAGGGAGCAGAGCCGGGGCAGCUGACCUGAACUAGCCAAAGGGAUAUUCCAUACCAUGGAACGUCAUGCCCAGUAUAUAAACUGGAGGGAGUUGGCUGGGAGGCGCAGAUCGCUGCUUGGGUAUCGGUCAGCGGGUGGUGAGCAAUUGCAUUGUGCAUCACUGGGUUUUUUCCUUGGGUUUUGGUUCUUUUUUUUUUCCCCCUUUUUUUUGUUAUAUUCCUUUUCAUUACUAUUAUUAUUAUAUUUCAUUAUUAUUGUUGUUAGUAUUAUGUUUUAUUUUACUUUAGUUAUUAAACUGUUCUUAACUCACAAGUUUUACUUUUUUCCCCUGAUCCUCCUGCCUGUCCCACUGGGAGGGAGGGAGGAAGGAGUGAGCGAGUGGCUGCGUGGUCCUUAGUUGCUGGCUGGGGUUAAACCACGACACAGUUACUCUGAUGAGAUGCCAGUCUUGCCAGGUAGCUUUCUUGAGGCCUUUUUGCGGCUUCCAAAAGUCAGAAAGGGACAUGGUGCACAAUUGCUAUGUACAAAUGAAAUUUACAGCCCUAAGAGAAGCUUCAGACAGUAGAGCCACCUUUGAAAGCUGCCUAGCAGCAGUAGAUGAUCCUGUAUGUGAUUAUUGAACUAGGUGGAUGCAAGCACACAUCAAGUGUGAUCUUCCAUGUUCCAGCUUGGCUAAACCAUUACCCUUAAAAAAAAAAAAAAACAAACCAAACCCAAAUCACCCCUCAAUUGACUUUAUUUUCCCAAAAUUAGAGAAUUUUGCCAAUUUUUCAGUAGAAUAUAAAAUAUUGCUCUUUCAAUAGAAUAAAUUUUAUCACAAGGAGCUUUUCACAGACUCCUUUAUCUUCACUUCGCAAAAGAUCCCUGGCAAUAGUUUCACAGAAUUGUGCAAGUUUCACUGCAGGAGAACAAAAUUUUAGCAGAGUAAUUAGCGUCAGGCGAUAGGGAUAUGAGGAACUGUGUUCUUUGCCCGAAGCUGUAUGUACUUCAUUGAAAGGUGUUUGCACAGUGUAAUGGCGUUGUUUCCUGGGUUCUGACAGAAGCUUUAUUGUUAAAGACUUGCAUUUGUCGAUGACUUGAGUGUAAAAUUGGAUACCCCUGUUUUUCUUCUGUCUUAAUAAACUUUCACGUAUGAUUUGUCA